AACAACGUGAACCAAAUGAUCUCAAAGAAUUACUGCAAGCAUUAAUUUGUACACUAACUUGUUUGAAGGGUAUGCAUGAAAGUAAGCCCAAACCGAUAAUGCACAGAGACAUUCGAUGGCCGAAUAUUAUUCGCCAUUAUGACGGAUAUCAAAGAUUUAUUUUAAUCGAUUUUGACUAUGCUGACUUUUCCCCUUCUGAUGAAUCUUUAUAUGAAUUUUCUGAAAGUGAUCAUGCUCCAGAACUGCUAAUUAAAGGGCAUAACUUUAAGGUUGAUAUAUGGGGCGUUGGAAACUUAAUUGGUUCAUGUUAUGUCACAGACAUUCCUUCGGAACUUUCAAGCUUCAGCACAGAUUUGUGUAAAAGUAAUCCCAAUGAACGACCAACUGCUUCAGUUGCUCUCGAUCGGGCAAAAGACAUGUUUAGAGGG
Messenger RNA from Ambispora leptoticha, 428 nucleotides. Lineage: Eukaryota; Fungi; Glomeromycota; Glomeromycetes; Archaeosporales; Ambisporaceae. The record is from the annotation of a GenBank genome assembly.